Molecule: messenger RNA, 1124 nt
Organism: Coregonus sp. 'balchen'
Lineage: Eukaryota; Metazoa; Chordata; Actinopteri; Salmoniformes; Salmonidae
Source: the annotation of a GenBank genome assembly
AUGCCACUGCCUCCCAUUAGAGCCAGAGUGCCAAACAAUGAUGCCAAGAAGGAGCCAUUCCAGCCAGUCAGACCAGAGGGCAGCCCUCGUCCUGCUGCUUCAAAGAUCAGAAGGCAGGUUGUGAAGAAACACAUUCCGUUCAAGACCCUAACUGUACAGGAUCUACCGCCAUGCCCCGAUGAGAUGGUGUGGGACGUCUUCAACUCCGAGUCUGAGCAGGUGAUGGCAUAUCUGAAGGCCAAGCUGAUCAGUGUCACCCAAGAAUUGAACCUGAUUAAGAGUGGGUCCAAGAUGGGUGCUCAGGCUUUGGAGGAGAAAAACGCAAAGGAACUGUUCAGAAAAAAGGUGGUGAAGUACAUUCAGGAGAUCUGCCUGAUGAAGGUGGAUUCUGACCUAUGGGAGAUGAUAAGAGAUUACGAAGAAGAAGAAGGAAGGAGUAAAGAGGUGAGGAGAAAUGGAGAAGAAAGCAGCGUGGCAAGUAAGCCAAAGCAGACAGUCACGAGAUACGCUGUGAGCAAGCCAAAGGAAGUGAAGAAGGGUUUGACCAUUGAAGAGAAAAAGGACAGACAGGUAAAGUAGCUUGAUAUAUCAAAGCCAUGCUAACUGCUGAUCUAGUGUAGUGUUGGUGAUCACAUGCGUUUGUAUCAGAGGAGGUUGAUGGGAGGAGCUAUAGAAGGAUGGGCUCCUAAUGGCUGGAAUGGAAUUAAUGGAGCAGAGUCAAAUGUGGUUUCCAUAUGAUUGUGUGUGUGAUACCGUUCCCUUUAUUCCAUUCUAGCCAUUACAAUGAUCCUGUCCUCCUAUAGCUCCUCCCACCAGCCUCAUCUGGUUUGUACAUGUUGUAUAUCUUGUAUUUGUUGCCCUAGCUGCCCAUUAUUUGGCCCAUCUGAUAACAUCCAUUAAUUCAGGUGGUGUUGAAACGUCGAUUUGGGAUGAGUGCAGCCAACUCCAAGCUGAAGCAGUGUGAGCACUGCGGCCGGUGCUUUGAUCCUAGCCGCCUGGAGAAACACAGCGAGAUCUGUGCCAAGCUCUCCUCCAAUAGCUCUAGACGGGGGGUCUAUGACUCCACCAAGCACCGGCUCAAGGGCACUGAAAUGGCCGGCUACAUGAAGCGAUCUGUGGUGUGA